Molecule: messenger RNA, 501 nt
Organism: Apis dorsata (giant honeybee)
Lineage: Eukaryota; Metazoa; Arthropoda; Insecta; Hymenoptera; Apidae
Product: outer dense fiber protein 3-like
Exons: 3
Coding region: 1-486 (161 amino acids)
Source: RefSeq, a predicted model, not a curated record
AUGUGCACAAUAGAGAAAGAUCUAAGAGAUCUCGGACCAGGGCCAGGAGCACAUUAUCCAGAACUAUGUCCACCAAUGAAUCACAAAAUUAGAGCUCCUGCUUAUAGUAUUAAAUCUAGAAGUAGAAUAAAAUUUGAUGAUAUUGGACCUGGUCCAAAUGCAUAUAUCUUGCCAACUUGUAUAGGACCAAAAAUUCCUGACAAAGUAGCUCAAGGUGCCUUUUCUAUAGCUGGAAUUCAUAGAAUUAAAGAAGAAGAUGUUGGUCCUGGUCCAGCAGCUUAUAGAAAUAUUCGAACUGAUCUUGUAAAACGUAGUGCUCCAGCAUUUAGCUUAAAAUGGAGGACUCAUUUAGCAGAACUAGAAUUAAGUCCAGGUCCACGAUAUUAUCCUUUAUAUAAUACUGGAAGACGACAACCUAUGUAUUCUUUUGGAAUAAGACACAGUGAAUGUGCUGGUUUGCCUAUCACUGAUAUAGAUGAAGAUUAAUGAACUAUUAAUUUU